This is a messenger RNA of Drosophila willistoni, 1075 nucleotides long. Its product is annotated as C-type lectin 37Da. The coding region runs from base 70 to 660 and encodes 196 amino acids. The record is from RefSeq and is a predicted model, not a curated record. The transcript has 2 exons. NCBI's taxonomy places the organism in Eukaryota, Metazoa, Arthropoda, Insecta, Diptera, Drosophilidae.
UAAAUCGUUCCCAGUUAGAGUUGGGCUAGAAGCACAAACACACAGGAGAAACAACAGUCAAUUGAAAGGAUGUACAGUAGACAAUGCCAAUGUGGUUGGAGAUGGACAUUAUUCCUGCUCGUCGUGAGUGGCAUGUGGAAAUUAUCCUUGGCCUAUUUACCGGAUGUGAAUAUUUUUACCAAUUAUCGCACAGAGGUCUAUAAUGGUAUACCCUCGGAAAUCGAUACUACACCUUUUAUACGUAUUGGCGAUAACUAUUACUAUAUCGAGCCAAUCAAUAAGGUCAAUUGGUUUCAGGCUGCCGGCGCUUGUCGCAUGAUGAACGCCCAUUUGGCCUCCAUUGAGGAUAAGCCCGAGAUGAUGGCAUUGAUCAAGUAUAUGAAGGCUAAGGGAUUCAAGAAUAAUGAUUACUUCUGGAUAUCGGGCAACGAUUUAGGCACUGAGGGUGCUUUCUAUUGGAUGUCUAGCGGCAGACCGUUGACCUAUGCACCUUGGGUGGGGCCCAAACAGAUGCCCGACAAUUAUGGUGGCAAUGAGAAUUGUGUUCACAUGUUUGGGGCACGGGAACUGAUCAACGAUGCCAAUUGUAAGAUCCAGAUGCUAUAUGUUUGUGAGGCCACCGAGCCAAAGACAUUCAAAUUCACCUAUAUUAAGUGGUAGGAGGAAGUUAGCACACGAUUAUUUUGGCUUUCUCCUUGAUAUUUUUUUGUUUUUUUUUUAUUUUUGUUUUUUUUUUCAAUCUCACUUUUUGCAUCAUUUUGCUUUUACUUUGUCUGAGUUUUUCUUUUUGUCAUUUUUCAUAUUAAGUUGUUACGAUUUUUCACUUAAAUAUCUAUGAAUAUUGAAUAUGUAUACAUUAUAUUUAUAUAUUUUUAAAUUGUAUCGGCUAAUAUCGCAAACCUACGACUAAAUAAAAAAAAAUCAAUCAUCAUACACUAACAACAGGGUUGAAACGAAAAAGGAUUUAAUUUAAUUAUAAAGAAAAAGUGUAAGUAAGGGAAAUACCAAAUUAUUAUUUGGAUUAUACAUAUGCAAAAAGAUUCUACGAUCGUCAACUUCAAACAUUCAUAUUUAU